This is a messenger RNA of Tachysurus fulvidraco (yellow catfish), 5070 nucleotides long. RefSeq names its product syntaxin 6 (gene stx6). The coding region runs from base 147 to 914 and encodes 255 amino acids. The record is from RefSeq and is a predicted model, not a curated record. Gene Ontology annotation, molecular function: SNARE binding; SNAP receptor activity. Gene Ontology annotation, cellular component: endomembrane system; SNARE complex; synaptic vesicle membrane. NCBI's taxonomy places the organism in Eukaryota, Metazoa, Chordata, Actinopteri, Siluriformes, Bagridae. Gene Ontology annotation, biological process: intracellular protein transport; vesicle fusion; Golgi vesicle transport. The transcript is spliced from 8 exons.
GAAAUAGAACGUGUGUUCUAUUUCGCAUGUAAACAACACACGCAUCCAUUCGAUUGUGCAUGAUACCGACAGAACGCCAGAGAAUAAUAGCCGAAUAUUAGGGCAUGUCUUUUUUCGCAUAAAGGGUCUUUUAUGUGAAUAGAGCAAUGUCGAUGGAAGACCCGUUUUUUGUUGUGAAAGGGGAGGUCCAGAAGGCGGUGAACACUGCCCAGGGUCUGUAUCAGAGAUGGACCGAACUGUUGCAGGACCCUGGUAGUGCCACUAAAGAGGAGAUCGACUGGACCACCAAUGAGCUGAGGAACAGCUUGAGGUCUAUAGAAUGGGAUCUUGAGGACUUGGAUGAGACCAUUAGUAUUGUGGAAGCAAAUCCACGGAAGUUCAAUCUUGAUUCCAUGGAGCUGAACAAGCGGAAAGCUUUCAUAACCAACACAAGGCAGACUGUCAAGGAUAUGAAAGAUCAAAUGGCAAAUCAGGCCAUGUCUCUGUCAGACAAGAAAAGCAGACAGACUCUGAUGGGAGAAGGAGGGUCGCGUGGACCGAUCUGGCAACCGGGAGGAGAUAAAUACACACGUCUAGACCGAGAACUGCAGUCAGCCAACUCUCAGUUUAUUGACGAGCAACAAUCUCAGCAACAGCUCAUGGCGGAGCAGCAGGAUGAGCAGUUGGAGCUGGUGUCAGGGACCAUUGGCGUAUUGAAGAACAUGUCUGAACGGAUUGGACAGGAGCUGGACGAACAGGCAGUAAUGCUGGAUGAUUUUUCUCAUGAGAUGGACAAUACCCAGUCCAGGUUGGAUAAUAUGAUGAAAAAGCUGGCUAAAGUUUCCCACAUGACUAGUGACCGGCGACAAUGGUGUGCUAUUGGCAUUUUGUUGGCCAUCCUAUUCGUUGUGAUCAUCCUCCUCAUUGUUCUGUGAGCUGCACUACGUUCCUGACCACCACAGCUUUCCUCAUUCCAACUGAAGAAUUGACUAAAACAAAGGUGCUUUAAGGAAAGGAAAUCGCCUUGGUCUCCACUCGUUCAGUCAUACUCUUACCUGCCGACUGUUGCGCUUACUUCUGCCACUCCAAAUACUACCUUUCUGGUACUUCAUCUUGUUUAGCUGUAAAUAUCUGUUAUGUCUUUUUGUUUGUUUGUUUUUUAAGUGUAAAAACCCUAAGCUCAGUAGGCUUACAGUUGUGCGUUCUGCUUCACUUACAUUUUCUGUAAGUGUGUUAGAAGUCAAACGAGAAUUGAAUUAGUGUCCUGAGUCCGGGUAACACUCAGUCUAGCUACUGUUACCUUUUGUGUUAAUUAAUGCUUUGGAGGGAUUUAUUGAAAUAAUAUUGGGCUAAUUUCCCACUGGAAAAUUCUAUGCUAAAAUGUCAUCGUUUGUCCUGUCCUGCUUGAUAACUGGUUUAUCAUAUACACCUACAGUACAGGUGCUGCAAAUUUAUCCAUCACCAAAAUAUCACCACUGACCCUUUUCUAAUGAUAGAAAAGGCAGUUGACAAAGUGUACAUGUCAACUACAUGUCACUACAGCAUACAGAGUGAUCUAACUGAUAAAGUUGCCAGUUAGGUCAGUGUAGGUAGAUGUACCUAAUGAUGAACUAACAGCUCAGUGCUGAUUCCAGUGAUAAUGUCUGCUGAUAAUUAAUGAAGUUAAAGAUCACUGAACACUGGUUUCUUGUUUUGGAACCAAAUUAUUAUUAUUUCUUUUUUAUCAAAGCGGGUAUUUGAUUAAUGGCACUAAUGAUAAGUUAACCACUUCCUACAUCUCUUUUGCAAAUGCUUAUGACUUUAUUUUCAUCCUGUCUCAGUUUUGUAGUAGAGAAUUAAUUUCAGACUGGAUGAGACUGACUGAAUGAGCUUGACUGGAACUUAUUUACUUCUAGCAUGUUUGAUUGUCAGGUCAGUAACUAAUAUAGAACUGGACAAUUAGCAGAAAAUUAAUGGUCUUGCUGCAUAAAGAUUGAUUUUUUUUUCCAAGUCAUGCAGCAGAGAGGUAAUUAUGCAGCUUCUUGAUUUAAAAACACUCCUGCCGGGCAUUUUCCCCUGAAAUGUUUUCAUAUUGCAUUGAUGUGCUUCAGCUCAAAGGCACUUAUUCCUAACAGGAGGAGUGAUGAAAUUCAUUUAAAAAACAACAACAAAACAUGGAGGCAGAUGAAGACAGUUCAGGAACUAUCAUCACAAAUGAAGAACAGCUUUAAACAGGGUUUAAACACUACUUUAUUCUCAUCCGUUUACAUACCUCAUUUUAAUACAUAAAGCAUGUGAAGAAAUCGUUUGCAGAUCAAGCUGAAAUCAGCUUUAUACGGCUCAAUGAAUUCUGCAUGGAAAGCUGAGCUGAAUUCAUUUUUAUCCAUCAAACUGUUCAGCUAAAAAUAUUAGGAGUGCACAUUUUAGUUCUGUCUUUCAGACAUUAUACGAUAUACUUACAAAGCAAAUAGGUGACUUAAACACCGCAAAAAUAUAUAGAUUGUUUUUAAGGAGAAUUAAGUUGUUAUUCCUACUACAAAAAAAGACUAAAUAUACAAUGACGUUGUGCUUUUCCCACUGCAGCUUCCAAACUUUUUACAACAGAAAUGGUUGUGAAAUGAUUGUGGUUGUCUAGUGGUUAAGGUUGGAAUACUGACCAGAAGGUCAUGAGUUUGAAUCCCAGGUCCACCAAGUUGCCACUGCUGGGCCCUGAGCAAGGCCCUUAACCAUCAGUUGCUCAGCUGUAUAAACUGAAAUGAAAUGUAUGUAACUCUGAAUAAGCGUGUCUGUUAAAUGCCAGAAAUGUUAAUGUCUUACCUGGACAGGUUAAGUAAAGUUUUCCAUGUUAAUAACAGCAAAAACAUGCUGUGGGCAGCAAAAACACACUGUGGAAUGUCUUUCCUUUCACCAUCUUCACUGUGAAAAUUACAGUUGUUUUUAAAUUGGUGGAGAUGAACCAACACCAUGCUGAGCACAAUUUCUCUCAUCGCUGCAGGUUUAAAGUCAAUCCUAAAGCAUAACGUGGUAGAGAAUUCAGUUUCCCCACAGACAUUUUUAAGGUAGGUUCAUAAACAGUAGUGCAUAACAUGGUCGUCGAUCAAACACUGGGUGGUGAAUUUCACCAUCACCAGCCAAUCUGGAUUGAUCAAAAUACACAUUCUGAGAUAAAGAGAAAACCCCAUGUCUGUGACCGCAAUGCAGGAUUAGGUAUUAUAGUAAAGUUAAUUUUUAAACAAGUUUAUCUCUUGAGCUUGUAAUUUUAGCAAAAUCCACAGGGAUCAAAUGAUCCGUCAAUCCACUGCAUUCAGAUGCUUUUGAUGACCAAAUAAAUGAUAAAGUAUCAUGUUACAUAAAAGGUAAAGUCUGAAAUGCCUGAUAACACCAUGUCUAUGGUAUCCUGUGAUUGAUAGGCUUAUAUGUAGGAUGUAGGACAGAAAGGCUAAUAAAGGCAAGUUUUUAGCAGUAGUGUAUUGACUGUAGGUUCUGAUAGAUGUUCUACUGGCCCUUGCUUGGGCCAGGUCUUGUUUCCCUAAAUAUGCAGUGGAAAAACUUCAUUUCAGAAGAAUUUCAGCUUUCCAGUCUUUUCUCACAAUCUGAAAGCGUGUUCCUUUUCCUCUGAGAUUGACUUGUAUGACCCAGGAAAAGCUCCUUAAGACUCUUUAAAGAUUAUCUAUAUCUCUUUGUAUCACCUGAAUAGAUUAUAGUGACGUUUUGGGCACGUUUUAUUUGCUAGAUUUCAACUUGCACAAUACCAUAUCAAAGUAUUGACCAAAUGCCGCUGUGAAGUUCAGAACACUACAUAGCUAGUGCCUUAGUAUCUCAUAGAGAAAGGAGGGCAAAAACAUGGUGGGUUUUUUUUUUCUGUCAUAAAAACUUAACUUAUCUUCCAUUUUAGAUGGAAAUCCUUGUGUGAGAUUCGUCUCUUUACUCUCAUUUGCUAAAUUUCAAUCAGAGAAAUUGGUUCAUUUGUUAAUAAGGUUAACAUAAAAACAACUUUAGCUGAGGGGGUUGUGUACAUCUAAAAAUCAAGUGUGUGUAGAAAUCAAUAGAAUCAACAGAUUGUUGAGAAUUCCAUGCUAGUGCUAAGGCAUUAGAUACCUAUUUCUCGAACUUGUCUUUUUGUUCGCUGAUUCAGUCAGGUCGAUUCGGAGUCAAAUUGCUUUCUCAUUAAACCAGAACCAUGCUAGAUCUCACUCGGACCUGCGUCUUAGACCAGUUGUUUUGAUCUGUUUGAUUACUGUGUUGUCACCCGUCUAAGAAAACACAGUGAGAGGAAGAACACAUCAGAUAAACUCUACAGACACUGCAUAUGUGAAUGUAACCUUAGAAAACAAAGGUCACAUCUAGAACCCUGUAAGGUAGUUUGGUUUCUCUUAACGGUUGUCAUAAAAGCCUUCAGCAGAGUGUUUACCGGUCAUAACUGGUUCCAAAUAGAAACCAUUUAGGUCUUUAAAUGCUACCUGUACAAGAACCUAUUUCUGUCUAAGAGUGUAGGGAGGAUGUUCCUCCUUCCAUUUCUGCUGCUCAGAAGUGUACGUUAGAUUCAGUAUUUUCACAAAAAAACUAAUUUUUGCAAUCCGUGUUCAUAUUUUAUCAUUUGUCUAAACAGCGAUAUGAUAUACUGUUAUCUUGUUCUUAUUAAAUUGCUGACAUUAUGUUUAUUAUUUGUUUUUAAACUCUGACUCCUUAUUUUUAAGUCACUUUGAUUUAAAAAAAAAAAAAUCAUGACAGAAUAUUGAAUAAAUUAAGAAAAAGUCUUCUUUCUGUACCCAAAAACAAGACGGAAAAAUGUCGGCUGAGCUUGUGACCAUGAAGAGUGAUGAUCAUGUUGUUGUACAAAGUAUCACAAAAACAAAUAGGAAAAAUUGCACAAUCACGUCACUGGACCGGUGACUGGUAGAGAGAAUAUGGUAGCGAAUGGGCUUUUAUUAAUCCGUAUAAUUUGGUACAGUUGAUUAUUUGUUAAUUUGAUGUUUGGUUACUGUGUGAGAAUGAAAUGAUAUCCUGUUGUUUCCCUUUUGACCAUCAGCUUCCCUUUAUGAAAUUCUCCCCAUCAUCCCUGUGUGCAAUUGAGUUCCCUCUGAAUCUUAUUAAAUGCAGAUUGUAACUCUG